AAAAUGAACAAAUAAACUUUGUGCCUGAUUCAGCCGUCGGAGGCAAGCAGAAACAAAACCCUAGUCAAGGUUUUAGACGCAGCAGAGCAACUGCUAAAACUUCCAUCUUUAUUUCUACUCCUGUUUGUUUCCCUAUAAAAUACUGGCUGGAGACUUCUCGAUACUCCACCAUAUUCGAUGGGAAGAGCUAGAGAUAGGGAGCAGAAGCUGAAAAAGAAGGCCAAGUCUGGGGGCUUCGAAUCCCUGAACCUGAGCCCCAAUGUCUACCGCGGUAUCAAGCGCAAGGGCUACAAGGUCCCCACUCCAAUCCAGCGCAAAACCAUGCCGCCCAUCCUCGCCGGAGCCGAUGUGGUUGCCAUGGCGAGAACUGGAUCGGGAAAGACCGCAGCUUUUCUCAUCCCCAUGCUCGAGAAGCUUAAGCAGCACGUGCCUCAAGGUGCUGUUAGGGCACUCAUCCUAUCUCCCACGAGGGACUUGGCGCUGCAGACAUUGAAGUUCACCAAGGAGCUUGGGCGUUUCACUGAUCUUCACACUACUUUAUUGGUUGGUGGUGAUAGCAUGGAAAGUCAGUUUGAAGAAUUAGCACAGAACCCAGAUAUUAUUAUCGCAACUCCUGGUAGGCUUAUGCACCAUUUAUCGGAAGUCGAUGACAUGACGUUGAAAACAGUGGAAUAUGUAGUUUUUGAUGAGGCAGAUUCUCUUUUUGGCAUGGGCUUUGCUGAGCAGUUGCAUAAAAUCCUUGCCCAGCUCAAUGAGAACCGCCAGACCUUGCUUUUCAGUGCAACUUUACCCAGUGCACUUGCCGAGUUUGCUAAGGCUGGUUUGCGUGAACCUCAUCUUGUGCGUCUUGAUCUUGAAACUAAAAUUAGCUCUGAUUUGAAGUUGACCUUUUUCACCUUGCGACCAGAAGAGAAAAAUGCUGCACUUUUGUAUUUGGUCAGGGAGCAAAUUAGCUGUGACCAGCAAACGCUCAUAUUUGUUUCAACAAAACAUCACGUGGAAUUUCUUAGUACAUUGUGUAGAGAAGAAGGUAUUGAGCCUUCUAUAUGUUAUGGUGACAUGGAUCAAGAUGCUCGCAAAAUUAAUGUAUCAAGAUUUAGGGCACGCAAGACUAUGUUGUUAAUUGUAACAGAUGUUGCAGCAAGGGGCAUAGACAUUCCGUUGCUUGAUAAUGUCAUUAAUUGGGAUUUCCCCCCAAAGCCUAAAAUUUUUGUCCAUCGUGUUGGGCGAGCUGCAAGGGCAGGUCGAACUGGUACUGCAUUUUCUUUUCUGACUGCCGAGGAUAUGCCUUACCUGUUAGAUCUUUAUCUAUUUCUCUCAAAACCGAUCAAACCUGCCCCAACUGAGGAGGAGGUUUUUCAGGAUAUGGAUGGAGCUAUGAAAAAAAUUGAUGAAUUGCUUGCAAAAGGAGGAACUGUCUAUGGGCGCUUUCCUCAGACAGUCAUUGACCUUGUCUCAGACAGGGUCCGUGAGAUAAUUGAUUCAUCUUCCGAAUUGUCUUCUUUGUUGAAAGCCUGUACCAAUGCAUUUCGCUUGUAUUCCAAGACAAAACCUUUGCCUUCAAAGGAGUCUAUCAGAAGAGCCAAGGAAUUACCUCGUGAAGGCUUACAUCCAAUCUUUAAAAAUGUUCUGGGUGGAGAGGAAUUAAUGGCUCUGGCAUUUUCUGAGCGCUUGAAAGCAUUCAGACCUAAGCAGACCAUAUUGGAAGCAGAAGGCGAAGCUGCCAAAUCAAAACAUCUACAGGGUUCUUCGAGCCAAUGGGUUGAUGUAAUGAAGAAAAAAAGAGCUAUUCACGAGAAGAUCAUCCAUUUGGUACAGCAGCAGCGCUCUCAAAAGCAAGUGGAAAAGGAAGUUGAGCCAGAAAUUACCGUGUCAAAGGAAAAAGGAUCCCGUGGUUGUAAAAGAAAGUCAAAGAGCUUCAAGGAUGAGGAGUACUAUAUAAGUUCGAUGCCAACAAAUCAUCUUACAGAGGCAGGCCUCUCGGUGAAUAGUAAUGAAGGCUUUGGAUCAAAUAGGUUGGAAACUGCUGUGCUAGAUCUGGUUGCAGAUGAUAGUGGGGGCUUGCAAAAACAAAAGUCUAUGUACCAUUGGGACAAGAGGAGUAAAAAAUAUGUCAAGCUAAAUAAUGGCGAACGUGUUACAGCUAGUGGAAAGGUAAAGACAGAGAGUGGUUCAAAAGUAAAAGCUACCAAAACUGGAAUAUACAAAAAGUGGAAAGAACGUUCACACAGAAAGGUCUCGCUCAGAGGAACAAAUAACGAAGGAAAUGCUGAUGGAACAAGCAUGUCAGGAGAGCGUCAAAUGCGAUGGGAUAAUAGGAACUUCAGAGGCAAGAAACAGCAUGGAGUGCCUAAUGCUCACGUACGUUCAGAAAUCAAAGAUCUCGAACAAGUGCGGAAGGAGAGACAGAAGAAGGCCAACAACAAGAUGUCUCAUAUGAAAAACAAAUCGAAAAAUGGUAAACCAUUCAAUAAAAAUGGAAAAAGAGACAAAUCGAAAACUGGUAAAACAUUCAAUAAAAGUGGGAAAAGAGGGAAGGCAUGGUAGAAAGCCACUUGCCCUUUCUGACAAUGUCAUGGUGUUCUGACUGGAAAAGGCCUCCAGAGAAUUUUGAGACCGGUUUAAUAUUUCUUGGUGAGCAUAUUUAUUUUCUGCUUCCUUCUCACGAGGAGUCUAGUAGCUUGUCAUGCCACAGAAACAGACGGUUUUACUAUUAUUCAUUGUUUAGUUGUUAACAGGGAAAAAAGUUAUUUUAUUUUGUAUUUUUAUUUUUUGUAUGGAUCCGGUUAAUAUGUGUGUGUAUAUAUAUUGUCUCUCAUAUGCAGACUUCUUUUA
This is a messenger RNA of Tripterygium wilfordii, 2835 nucleotides long. Its product is annotated as putative DEAD-box ATP-dependent RNA helicase 29. Gene Ontology annotation, molecular function: RNA binding; ATP binding; RNA helicase activity. The record is from RefSeq and is a predicted model, not a curated record. The transcript is spliced from 11 exons. Gene Ontology annotation, cellular component: nucleus. Lineage: Eukaryota; Viridiplantae; Streptophyta; Magnoliopsida; Celastrales; Celastraceae. Bases 178 to 2547 code for a protein of 789 amino acids.